AUGAGCGUGCGCCUGCACCUGGGCUUGAGCCUGCGCCUGUGCGUGUGCGUGCGCCUGAGCCUGAGCUUGGACCUGUGCCUGCACCUGCGCCUGGAGCUGAGCCUGGAGCUGCGCCUGCGCCUGCACGUGCAUGUGUGCCUGCUGGAACUGGCUGAACUGAUGUGCCGAGUUGCUUGCCGGCAGCUUACUCGGCGCAGUGGAUUCGGCCACCGGCGAGCCGGCGCCUGGCUGGCUCGGCGGCCCGGUCGGAGAGCUGCUCGGCGGAUUGCUCAGCCGGAGAUCUGGGUCAAAUCGCUCGCCAUUGCGCAUGCCACGCUGCAGGCUUUCAAGGAACUCGUUCAGCGCCGAGAACUCGUUGCUGGCGACGUCGUUGCCGAACAGCAGCAGCGAGGCUGGCUCUCUGUUGAUAAUAGCACUACUGGAAUCUCGGCGGCCGCCGCCGCCGUUGGUGCUGCCGUUGCCGUUGCCGUUGGCGUUUUCAUUGUUGUCAUCAUUAAUGCUGCUAUUUUUGUUGUCGUUGUUAUUGCUGCCACUGUCGCUGCUGGUGAUGGCGGCAACAGCAGCGACGGGGCCCGCAGCAUGUGGACAAUGAGCGCAGGUGCGCAGGUGCGCAGUUCAGCUGCUCUGAUGUACCCAUCGCUGUCGCUGCCCGUCCUUACUAUUGGCCUGGCCUGCACUGGCCGUGUCCGUAUCCAUGCGCGACAAAGCUGGCAUUCGAGCUCGCGCGGCUGGUUCGACUCUGGUCGCAAAGUGAAAGAAAAAUUACAAAGAUGCAAGGAGCAAAGGGAAGACAAUAUACUCCACUACAAUACCACCACCAACAUUAUCUUGCUGCUUGCUGCAUCCCACGCGUUUGCUGAAGUCUAAGCCAAGAGUCGUCCGUCACAUGUAAAAUAAAAUGGACAAGCCGCUCCCAGCCUGCACUGAGAACCAUCGAAUAAAUGAAGGGGAACGCCCGCAACUCCUCCCCUCUUUACGCUCUGAAAAGGGAUCUGGAACCACUCUGAACCUAUAUGUCGCUGCAUGUGAGGUUUUGGGCCAGCUCGUCCAUCUUUU
This is a messenger RNA of Kickxella alabastrina, 1056 nucleotides long. RefSeq lists its product as uncharacterized. NCBI's taxonomy places the organism in Eukaryota, Fungi, Kickxellomycota, Kickxellomycetes, Kickxellales, Kickxellaceae. The record is from RefSeq and is a predicted model, not a curated record. The coding region runs from base 1 to 867 and encodes 288 amino acids. The transcript has 5 exons.